This is a messenger RNA of Sporisorium graminicola, 1464 nucleotides long. RefSeq lists its product as uncharacterized. The coding region runs from base 1 to 1464 and encodes 487 amino acids. The transcript is spliced from 2 exons. Gene Ontology annotation, biological process: regulation of transcription by RNA polymerase II; box C/D snoRNP assembly; chromatin remodeling. Lineage: Eukaryota; Fungi; Basidiomycota; Ustilaginomycetes; Ustilaginales; Ustilaginaceae. Gene Ontology annotation, molecular function: ATP binding; DNA helicase activity; ATP hydrolysis activity. The record is from RefSeq and is a predicted model, not a curated record. Gene Ontology annotation, cellular component: NuA4 histone acetyltransferase complex; Swr1 complex; Ino80 complex.
AUGGCAACUGCAAACGUGUCCGCCGCGGCAGUGCCCGGAGGCGGUCCGGUCACAAUGGACGGCUCAACCUCGGGAGCAUCGCGCGAAGCACGCAUUGCUACGCACUCACACAUCAAAGGCCUUGGUCUCAGCGACGACGGCAACGCUUUGCCAAGUGCGCAAGGCUUUGUUGGUCAAAAGGCAGCACGAGAGGCUUGUGGUCUCGUUCUCGACCUAAUUCGAAUGAAGAAGUUUGCCGGCAAGGCUCUACUGCUCGCUGGUGGUCCAGGGACGGGAAAGACCGCCCUUGCCCUCGCUGUCUCGCAGGAGCUUGGCCACAAGGUUCCAUUCUGUCCUAUGGUCGGAUCCGAGGUCUACAGCUCCGAGGUCAAGAAGACUGAAGUUCUCAUGGAAAACUUCCGCAGGGCCAUCGGGCUGCGAGUGCGCGAGACCAAAGAGGUCUACGAGGGAGAGAUCACGGAGCUCACUCCGACCGAGGCCGAGAACCCGCUCUCUGGCUAUGGCAAGACGAUUGCACACGUUGUGAUUGCCCUCAAGACGGUCAAAGGCACCAAACAGCUACGACUCGACCCCAGUAUCUACGAGAGCAUCAUGAAGGAGCGUAUCAGCGUCGGAGAUGUGAUCUAUAUCGAGGCAAACACAGGCGCCGUCAAGCGCGUCGGAAGGAGUGAUGCCUACGCUACCGAGUUUGACCUCGAAGCCGAGGAAUACGUGCCACUGCCGAAGGGAGAGGUCCACAAGCGCAAGGAGGUGGUUCAGGAUGUGACUCUGCACGACCUCGACAUGGCCAACGCCAAGCCGCAAGGAGGACAGGACAUCAUGAGCGUCGUCGGUCAGCUUGUCAAAGGACGAAGGACAGAAAUCACCGACAAGCUACGAGGCGAGAUCAAUCGAGUUGUCGACAAGUACAUCGAGCAAGGUAUUGCCGAGCUUGUGCCCGGUGUGCUUUUCAUCGAUGAAGUGCACAUGCUCGACAUGGAGUGUUUCACCUACCUCAACCGAGCUCUGGAGUCGACCAUCAGCCCGCACGUGAUCCUCGCAACCAACCGUGGCCAGAGCAUGGUGCGCGGAACCGAGUACGAGGGACCAGCAUCGGGCACCGGCAUUGUUGCACCCCACGGCAUCCCCUUGGAUCUGUUGGACCGAUGCAUGAUCGUGCGCACCUUGCCGUACGAGAAGGACGAGAUCCGCGAGGUGUUGCGACUGCGAACCAAGGUCGAGGGCCACCUGAUUGCAGAGGAUGCACUGGAGAAGCUGACGGAAGAGGGUGUGCGAAGCUCGCUGCGUUUCGCACUGCAGCUGCUGAGCCCAUCUUCGAUUCUGGCCAAGACGGCGGGACGCUCGGAAAUCACGAUCAAGGAUAUUGCCGAAGCCAACGAACUGUUCAUAGAUGCUCGUCGUUCGGCCAAGGUACUCAUGUCGCUCGGCGAGGCUUCUGAAGCCGUACCGAUGGAGACGUCUUGA